Microthlaspi erraticum is the source of this 576-nucleotide messenger RNA. NCBI's taxonomy places the organism in Eukaryota, Viridiplantae, Streptophyta, Magnoliopsida, Brassicales, Brassicaceae. The record is from the annotation of a GenBank genome assembly.
AUGCCUUCCGAGUUAACUCAGGAAGAACGAUCCGAGCUCGCGCAAUCCAUAGCCGAGUUCCACACUUACCAGCUAGGUCCAGGGACCUGCUCCUCCCUCCACGCGCAGCGAAUCCACGCGCCGCCGGAGAUCGUCUGGUCGGUCGUGCGGCGAUUCGACAGGCCGCAGACCUACAAGCACUUCAUCAAGAGCUGCUCGGUCGACGAAGGAUUCGAAAUGCGCGUCGGAUGCACGCGCGACGUGAUCGUGAUCAGCGGAUUGCCGGCGAACACGUCGACGGAGAGGCUCGACAUCCUCGACGACGAGAGGCGAGUGACGGGGUUCAGCAUCAUCGGAGGCGAGCACAGGCUGGAGAACUACAAAUCGGUGACGACGGUGCACAGGUUCGAGAAGGAGAAGCGGAUCUGGACGGUGGUUCUCGAGUCGUACGUCGUGGAUAUGCCGGAAGGGAACUCGGAGGACGAUACGCGCAUGUUCGCCGAUACAGUCGUGAAACUCAAUCUGCAGAAACUCGCGACCGUCACCGAAGCCAUGGCUCGUAACGCCGGCGACGGAAGCGGUUCUCAGGUGACAUAA